This is a messenger RNA of Daphnia magna, 1770 nucleotides long. It is a transcript of the gene PGS1, whose product is annotated as CDP-diacylglycerol--glycerol-3-phosphate 3-phosphatidyltransferase, mitochondrial. Gene Ontology annotation, molecular function: CDP-diacylglycerol-glycerol-3-phosphate 3-phosphatidyltransferase activity. The coding region runs from base 40 to 1629 and encodes 529 amino acids. Gene Ontology annotation, biological process: cardiolipin biosynthetic process. The record is from RefSeq and is a predicted model, not a curated record. Gene Ontology annotation, cellular component: mitochondrion. The transcript has 4 exons. Lineage: Eukaryota; Metazoa; Arthropoda; Branchiopoda; Diplostraca; Daphniidae.
UUUAUUUUUGUACAACGAUUCAUUCGCCUAUUCAUGUAAAUGUCACUUAUUUUCCAAAAAGUGAUAUGCAGGAUUUUUUCGACAACGACAUGCGUUGCUGGGCAAGAUCGUCGUUAUCGCGCGGUUGGCCGCAAAGGUUGGCAACGCAACCUUGUCCCACGUUCAGCUCUUCAUUUACCCCGUCCCGAAAUGGAGGACGGCGGUGAUGAUCUGCAGAAAACGGAACUUUUAAGGACAUUAGAAAAUUUCAAAUGGCUCGGGAACAAAGCUCCCUGCUUCCCUGUGAAUGGAAAUAAGAUUCAUGUUUUGUCCGGUCCAGAUAGUUUCUACAAAACACUUAUUGAAAAAACUAGUCAAGCAAAGCAGAGAAUCACAUUAGCAUCUCUGUACCUUGGAACAGGAGAUCAUGAACAUGAGCUUGUCAAAACAAUUGAAAGUACCUUGAAAAGGAACCCUGAUUCUAACCUUAAAAUUCGUGUUUUAUUGGAUGCAACAAGAGGAUCUAGGGGAGCUCAACAAAAUUCUCGUACUAUGCUGCUGCCGUUACUGCAAUCACACAGCCAACAGUGUUCAGUCCAUUUUUAUCAUACUCCAGCUCUGAGAGGAAUACUAAAGAAAAUUCUUCCAGAAAGGUGGAAUGAAGUUGUUGGUCUGCAACACAUGAAAGUUUAUAUAUUUGAUGAUUCCCUGCUUAUUAGUGGCGCAAAUUUAAGCCACGAUUACUUCACGAAUCGACAAGAUCGAUACCUCGUUGUGGAAGACUCCAAAGAGUUAGUGGAUUUCUUUGACAAACUUGUAGAAACUGUCUGCCAAUUUUCGUUCCAGUUGAAUGAAAACAAUCACCUCAACUUGAAUUCAGAUUUUCCUCAUCACCCAAGUGAUUCCAAUCAGCAUGAAUUUACACAAGAAGCAAAACGGAGAAUUGAGAACUUAUUUGAAAAGCAACCGAAAGCGUCCUCCUCGGUAUUGCAGUGGCCGAACCCCUACUCAUAUGACACCUGGAUCUUUCCGUUUGUCCAAAUGGGGCAAUUAAACAUUUAUAUGGAUAACAUCCUAACUCGUGAGAUUCUGGAAAAGGUGCCAAAGAAUGCCGAAUUAUGUUUAGCUACUGGCUACUUUAACCUUACCCAGGAAUACAUGGAGAGCUUGCUGGAACACUCUUCGCCAAAUAUUCAUAUUUUAAUGGCACAUCCGCUGGCCAAUGGAUUUUUCGGGGCCAAAGGUUUUGCAGGUGGAAUCCCGUCGGGUUAUACGUUACUGGCCUACCAAUUUUAUCGGCGUGUGAUAGAUAAAGCGCUGGAAACUCGUAUCCGAUUGUGGGAAUAUCGACGGCAAAAUUGGACCUUUCACGCCAAAGGGUUAUGGAUAUCUUUUGGUCGAGAAGAUCCUCGACCCUCUUUUACUCUAGUAGGAUCUCCCAAUUUUGGAUAUCGUUCCGUUUACCGAGACUUGGAAGCGCAGCUGGCAGUAGUGACCAUCAAUUCUAGCCUUCGUGAUCAGCUACAUCAAGAGCGAAAGAAUCUUUUCCAACAAGCGGAGCUAGUCAGUGCCACCACUUUCGAUCAGCCAGAAAGAAAGAUACCUCUUUGGGUUCGCGUCGUCAUCAAAGUGUUUCGUCGAUUCUUUUAGUCGAGAAACAACAACAAAGUAAUCAUGAUAUGUUGUUGUGUUGCACUCUGCACCGGUGAUCCGAUCCAUGUGCCACCACUUCCAAGUUUUUGCCUUUCUAUGCAAUACCAUCAAGUGGAAAUAGAAAUGAAAUCGUAUUUA